Molecule: messenger RNA, 2881 nt
Organism: Nymphalis io (European peacock)
Lineage: Eukaryota; Metazoa; Arthropoda; Insecta; Lepidoptera; Nymphalidae
Gene: spn-A
Product: DNA repair protein RAD51 homolog 1
Exons: 6
Coding region: 165-1181 (338 amino acids)
Biological process (GO): DNA strand invasion; DNA recombinase assembly; mitotic recombination-dependent replication fork processing
Cellular component (GO): condensed nuclear chromosome
Molecular function (GO): DNA strand exchange activity; ATP hydrolysis activity; single-stranded DNA binding
Source: RefSeq, a predicted model, not a curated record
AAAAGGAAACAUUCUAUAACUUUGACAAUAAGUUCUUAAAGUUGAUUUCAAAUCAAUUUUUUUGUUGGGGCACAAUUUAUUUAUAACGUUAAUAACGUCAUACUCUGAAUUUUUUAAUCAUAUUCAUGUGUAUGUAGUAAAAUAAAUAAAAUCAGUACAGUGAGAUGACUGCUACGGCAUCAGCAACUACUGCAACCAUUGAUGAAGAUUUAGAUGAGUGUGGACCACAGUUGAUUAGUAAAUUAGAGGGAAAUGGAAUUACAUCAGGCGAUAUUAAAAAGUUGGAAGAAGCGGGAUAUCAUACAGUAGAAUCGGUAGCAUACGCUCCGAAGAAAUGGCUUAUAACUAUAAAAGGAAUUUCCGAAGCGAAAGCUGACAAAAUUUUGACGGAAGCUUCAAAAUUGGUACCAAUGGGAUUCACCACAGCGACAGAGUUUCAUCAAAAAAGAGCUGAAAUAAUUCAACUAACAACCGGAUCUAAGGAAUUGGACAGGCUGCUGGGUGGUGGCAUCGAAACAGGAUCAAUCACAGAAAUAUUUGGGGAGUUUCGGACAGGGAAAACACAGCUAUGUCAUACACUUGCGGUGACAUGCCAGUUGCCAAUAGAACAAUCCGGAGGUGAAGGAAAAUGUAUGUAUAUAGAUACAGAAGGAACAUUUCGUCCAGAGCGUUUACUGGCAGUAGCUCAGCGGUAUGGCAUGGAAGGAGCCGCUGUUCUUGACAAUGUGGCCUAUGCCCGAGCAUAUAAUACUGAUCAUCAAACACAACUAUUAGUUCAAGCUUGUGCGAUGAUGGCUGAAUCUCGAUAUUCUUUGCUAAUAGUGGACAGUGCGACGGCCUUGUAUAGAACAGACUACUCGGGCAGAGGGGAGCUCAACUCGAGACAACUUCAUCUAGGGAGAUUUAUGAGAAUGCUUCUAAGGCUUGCUGAUGAGUUUGGAGUAGCUGUAAUAAUAACAAACCAAGUAGUAGCGCAAGUGGAUGCAGUGGGUGUCUUCAAUGCAGACACCAAGAAGCCAAUCGGAGGUCACAUAAUUGCGCAUGCGUCCACCACGCGACUGUACCUGCGCAAGGGACGCGGAGACAAUCGAGUCUGCAAGAUAUAUGACAGCCCCUGUCUGCCAGAGACUGAAGCCAUGUUCGCUAUCAGUACUGAGGGCAUCACUGAUGCUAAGGAAUAGGCAAUACUAGCUAAAAAUAAAGUCUGUGAAUAUAAAUACUGUAGAGUCCCAUUAAUCUGGGCUUGAUGGGGCUGGACUCCAUCCAGUUUAAAUGGAAUUUGCUGUGUAAAUUAUAAUCGAUCUUUUGUCUUUUUAAUACAAUAAUAAUAAUGUCAUUUAAACCGAUUUCGGCCACAGCGGCCAAUCUUAAGAGAAAUUAGCCAACUACGCAGGAGAUAUUAUAGUGCACCAGUGUGUGCGCAAACGCAGGUGCACUCUCUAUGCCCUAACUCUCAUAAUCUGAUGGGACGGUAAUCAAUCAUCAGGCAAGAGAGUUCAGGCGCAGGACCAAUGGCUUUACGUGCUUUCCGAGGCACGGGAGUGAACACACUUCCAACUUCCUGACUCCGGGCUGCUACUGAGAAUUUUCUGAUAGAAAUACCCAAAUCUUUUUAUUGGCCCGACCUGGGAAUUGAAUUCAGGAUCUCCGGGUCAGCAGCCAAAGUUUAAUACUAUACUAGGUGCCCCUCCUGGCUAGAAUAAGGGUAGAAUUGAAAUGUUUAUAUUUUAGUACAUAAUUUUAUAAAUUCCUUCGUAUACUCGACGCACUCCAGUAAAAUUCCCAGUUGGCAUGACAUUUUCCGACGUUUUUAGGAAUCAUAUUCCACUUCAUUUUCAAAAAACAAUAUGGAAUAUACAACUGCACCCUCAGAAUCUCAUUCAUUAAUGAAAAAUAUGAAAAUCCGUUUUGUAGUUAUUGAGUUUAUCGUAUUUCGACAAACAGAUAAACGCGGCGACGAUUUAGAGAUCAUGAAUAUGAGGUCAUUCGGUGUCUGGAUUAGUGGGGAUAUUUUUAUGAAUACACUUCAUAUAAUUCAACGUGACCACAUUUGGUAGCUAAACAUUGUUACUUAAGUCAAUAAAAAGUUAUCGACAGAUAAGUGAUUAAAAUUAAGUCAAAAAAAAAAUUACGACAAAUAUCCAAUUCUGUCAUUAUAUACUUUACUAACAUAUAAGAAUAAUGAACAUGUCAUGCUAACAAUGUCAUACGUAAAAUUUAUUGGAUCUGAAUAAAUGUAUAAAACAAUACUAUGUAUAUAAUGUUAAAUUAUCAAUUUCACCUUUGCGAAAUCAUCUUAAUUUUAUGAAAACCCGAAAAUUUUAUGAAUAGUAAAUUUUAAUGUAAAAUAUUUAUUGGGCUCUAUGUGAUAUUUUAUUACAUUUUCACCAAUCUUUUCCUAUUCUAUGUAAUAGUCAUUACAAAAACAUUAGAUUAGAUUGUAAAUUUAAGUUAUUUUAAGGUAAACCAGUGAAGAUAUUUUUGUAAAUGGCAAUAAAACUAUGAAUUUAAUAUAUAUUAUUUAUUGAAUAUGUUCUCGUUAUAUUAAAAGUUAACUAAGACUAAAUAUCCCACUGCAGGGGUUAAGAACUCUCCACUUAAGAUUUUGAGCAUAAGCUACAAAGGCUCCAACAACCACACUCUUUCAAUGUGGGUUGGUUACAUUUGUAGUAGAAUUAUUUAUAUAGUAUCUUGUAGGUUUCCUCACGAUGUUUUUUAUUGCAGAAAACGAGAAAAAUUAUAAAUAAAACAAAUGUAAACACAGUGAUGCUUGCCCAUAUUUAAACCCGCAUUCUUCACUUAAUAUUAACGUGUUCUAACCACUGAGCAAUCUCGCCAAAAAAUAGGAACACAUUAUAUUUAACAGCGUCGAUGAAACGGU